Messenger RNA from Symbiodinium necroappetens, 954 nucleotides. The record is from the annotation of a GenBank genome assembly. NCBI's taxonomy places the organism in Eukaryota, Dinophyceae, Suessiales, Symbiodiniaceae.
AUGUACGCGAUCGUGGCAUUCAUAGCAUUUUCCUGCUUGGCAAGCCCUUCGGCCGGACGUCGGAACAAUGGCAACCUCGCCGCAAAGCUCGGAUCCAAUUUUGAACCCUCGGAUGAAAUCGCCAAAGCGGAAGCCACUGUGGAGGCGGUUGUGGAGAAUGUCGAUGCGGGCCUAAAUGCCGCUCCCAAGGCAGAGGCGCAGACGUGGGCCACCGUCUCGGCUGUCAACCAGGUCGGCCCCAGUCGUGAUGACAUCGUGCCCAAGACUUCGGUCAACUACUUCAUCACCACCGAAGGGGCUGCUCCAUCGGACCCAGAAGGCGAGUACUGGCUGGAAGCCAAUCUGUCCACCCACGAUGGACCCAGUUGCGACGCCUUCAAAUCGAAGGUCGAUCGUCUGCUGGAGGCAAUCGAUACAGUCGCACCUGCGAUGAAGUCCAUGUUCUCACUUUCCUGCUGGCAUGAGACGACGUUGACACUGCGGAGUGUCCAUCGCAUUCUCGCGCCCCACGAGGUGCAAGCCGUGAAAAUGUUCGCCAUGCACUUGAAGCACAUCAACGUCACGGAGAGCACCAUGAUGGAUGCAACCACGGUGCUGGCGGACAAGAACAAACCCAUCCUCGAGGAGAUGUUUCAGGGCUUCCGUGUGGACAUGGAUGUGGCACUGACGAAGGCUCUCGAGAAAGUCAUCACCGAGAAAAUCUUGCAGCAAAUCGGGCACACCAAUGCGUUGAACUAUGAAGGUCCGUCCCGAGGCAGCUGCAGCGCAGGUGAGCUUCCGUGUCCGUACAGUUGGCAGGGGCACUGCUGCAGCACCAGCAGCUGCCUUCAUCCACUUGUGCCCGGCUCGGAAUACCCGCGUUACCAGGACGAUAUGUGCCUCUUCAACCGCACCUCCUGCUGGGAAUACUGCAAGGAAAGAAUCGAGAUGCAGCUGCAGAAGACCAAAGACAUC